AUGGCCCCGUCGCCCGGCCGAUCUGAACUUGCCCCGGGCGAGCUGAUGUACGGCUCGCCGGUGUCCAAGGACCUCAACCUCCCGGUGCAGCCGCCGCCCAUGGCUUCGUCCGGGCUGCUGAGGUACAGAUCGGCGCCCAGCACGGUGCUCGGCGACCUCUGCGAGGACUUCCUCCCUUCUGCGCCCCGCGCCGCCAGCCCCGACGCCGGCGCCGGCGCCGACAACGUCUUCUCAAGAUUCCUUGCCGACCACCACAUCCGGGACGACAAGCCGUCGCCGGCUGCCCCCGCCGCGGUCCACUUCCCGAGUGAAGCCGACAUGGCCUCCCAGCAGAAGCAAAUGAUGUUCCACUCCCAGCAGCAGCAGCAGCAGGAGAUGGUGGGCGCCAAGUCCGGCCUCUACCGCACCGUGAGCUCAGGCAUAGAAACCGCGGCCACUGUUGGCACCGGCGGCGCCAGCGCCAGCGCCAACGCCAGCAACCUGAUUAGGCAGAGCAGCUCCCCCGCCGGAUUCCUCGAUCAUUUGAGCAUGGACAACGGAUACGGGGCCAUGCUGAGGGCUGGCAUGGCCACCGCGGACUCCCUCGCAGGUAGCGGUAGCCUGCUAAAGGGGCAACUGAGCUUCUCAUCACGGCAGGGGUCAUUGAUGUCCCAGAUCUCAGAGAUGGACAGCGAGGAGGUCGGAGGGAGCAGCCCAGAGGCUGCCGGCGGCGGCAGGGGGUACAUCCCUGGGUACCCAAUGGGUUCUGGGUGGGAGGACUCAUCUGCGCUCAUGGCAGACAAUUUGUCUGGCAUGAAACGCCCCCGGGACUCGUCGGAGCCUGGCCAGAACGGCCUUACUCACCAGUUCAGGCUGCCCAAGACGUCAUCGGAGAUGGCAACUAUUGAGAAACUCCUCCAGUUCCAGGAUGCUGUGCCUUGUAAGAUCCGUGCCAAGCGUGGAUGCGCCACUCAUCCACGCAGCAUCGCCGAGAGGGUGAGGAGAACAAAGAUCAGUGAGCGAAUCCGAAAGCUGCAAGAACUUGUUCCAAACAUGGACAAGCAAACCAACACAUCUGACAUGCUGGAUUUGGCUGUCGACUACAUCAAGGAUCUCCAGAAGCAGGUUAAGACCUCGAAAGCAUGUUCACUUGGGAUAGAAAAGAUGAGAGCUGUAAGACAGCUCUCAUUUUUUGUGGGGUUUGAACUGCAGCAGUUGAGAGGCUUAUCUACCAGGCAGUGUAGCUUUAUAUGA
Messenger RNA from Miscanthus lutarioriparius, 1233 nucleotides. The record is from the annotation of a GenBank genome assembly. Lineage: Eukaryota; Viridiplantae; Streptophyta; Magnoliopsida; Poales; Poaceae.